This is a messenger RNA of Cyclospora cayetanensis, 2679 nucleotides long. RefSeq lists its product as uncharacterized. The coding region runs from base 1 to 2679 and encodes 892 amino acids. Lineage: Eukaryota; Apicomplexa; Conoidasida; Eucoccidiorida; Eimeriidae. The transcript is spliced from 15 exons. The record is from RefSeq and is a predicted model, not a curated record.
AUGUGCAUGCAAGCCCGACCAGAUAAUUGUUCUUUUCAACCUCGAACGGGAAAUGCGAUCCCCCUCAUUCUAUCCGUUUCAACCUCACCGGACAUAGGCGUUGCUACGGGCAUUCUCAGAGAUGACAGCAAUAAUCUGGUGGACGCAUAUCCCUUUCUCUCAACAAGUGUCAUAGUCCAAGAAAACAUCACGGCACUGCGGAAGAGCGAAGAGUCGAUGACAUUGGACUCGCUCGUGAAUCAAGCUCCAAACUGGCUUCUUUUCCGCGUCAAGGAGACGUUUAUCACACAGGACGUGCUAGAACGCGUUUCCACUCCCCAAAGUGCGACAUGUAUACGCAAAAAACGCUGGUGUAGCACCUCUUGCCUGAUUGGAGCAAAAAGUGUGGUAGUGCGAUGUGCGUUAGAAAGGCAGCCAGACAUGCACUGGCUUGGUUCUGUGUUUCUCAGUACGCGAGCUGUGGGAGUUGAAAGAGGAAAGAGACAAACUCCUGUUUGCGCUGCCGGGAGAGACCGAUUUCGCCUAUCGCCUGAAGAUAGGGAUCGAGUGGCAGAGCAACGUCUCAAAUUGUGUAAGUUAAAUUACCAGUUAGGCUGUCAGUUGGCCAUAGGUCCGUCCCCCGCACUUUUGAUGCAGCUAAUUUUACAGCGAUACCACUGCAAGCAAGGCUAUUGUGGCCCAUUACUCCUGUGUGUCAAUGCAGUGGACACGCUUAAGCAAAAAAUGCAAAUGGAUGGUCAGCUCCUGGAUUAUUUCGGUGCAAUGCAAUGGAUGGCUUGUCCUUCAGUGGCACAACUAUUCAUCUCAAAACACUUGGAAAGCUCCAAUGCCUUCCGACCCAAAUCUGUGACCCGCCUCUUCAGUUUGCAUCACCAGCGGCUACUCCAAUUGGCGGAGGCAUCGCUCGAGAGGUUGCUAGCUGUUGUGGCUUUGCAGUCCUCUGAUGCUUGCAAAGCAGCGGGGAAUAGUGUCAUAUGCAGACAAGAAGCCCAGCUUACGUCAUCGACUGUUGAUCCCGAUGAUCCACGAUUCGAUGUACCAGAGGAUCUGCAACUUCUUGCCAGCCUUCCGAAGGCUAGAGGCAGUAAGCAAGGUCCUUGGUCACUUUUACAUUUGCCAAAGAAGGGAAAUCCCCAAGAGCCAUGGACACUUGACGCUUUCGUCAAGGAAACGAACCACCUAGGCAGAGGCCUACUAGCCUUGAGAGCUCUCCAGACGUAUGAGGCAUCCGUGCAGUAUGUUGGUACAGGCCGCCAGAGCGACAAGGCAACUCCCAAUGCGUACCUCCUCUGCCAGACGUUAUGGACUCGGGCAAGAGAGUUGCAUGCAGGCAGCCAGGCCUUCGCGAAUGAAGUAGAGAGCUGGAGAAGAGGUGGAGAUGAACUUGGAUCUGUUCUUCUGGCAUUGCUACAGUCAAAUCCAAUGUGGGGCCUCCCCAAUAUCUAUGCGCCGCUAACGUCAGCCUGUAUGCAAGCAGCGGGCGUUUUGCACUCGAUUAUAGAAGAAUAUAACAACAAGGUGGGAAUCUUCAAGCGCAUAGGGGCAUCAGCAGUUCAUGUUGGUGUCGCUUUGGUGAAGCGUCUGAUGGGAAAGAAGCAUCGCAUAGCUCGAAAGCCCUCAACGUGGCCAGACCUUGAAAGACUCAUGCAGCACGCAUGGGUCGUCAGUCUCGGGUCCUACCGGGGGGCUCUAGAGGUAAUUUACAGCCUAGCGACUGAGUUUAGGAAGACGUUUCUCGCGCCGAACGUGGUCGCACCAUUUUCCCUCAAGCUUAUGACGGGAGGAAUGCUUGCCCUCUGGUCACAAAGGCACGCACAAGAAUUUUCGUUUAAUAAUAGACAAAUAUCUGCUGCCAGGAAAACGUUCCUCCUGGCGGCCCUACUACACGAAAAAGGCCACAUUGGAUACGCUGUUGAUCUAGUAAUGGAGGUGGCCGACAAGCUACUCGGCGUCAGAUCUGUUGACUUUGGGCGUGUGUCUUACUUGGGAAACUUUGAGCUUCAGCUUAAUGGAGCAGUUUCAGCUCUGUCAAAGAGAGGUCAGGUGCAUCUGACUCGACAGCACUUGGAGGAUUUAUUUAUUGAGUUGUCAGCAGGAGCAGAAGACCCAGUAGAUGUUAUACGCAUGGCAGUGGACCUGGCGAACACAUUACUAGCAACGAAAAAUGUCCACAAGGGUGCUCGUGUGCUGACUGGGGCCGUCUUCAUGCAAACAGAGGCUUCUGUUCGCUUUCACUGCAUUGGCAUUCAGCGCUACCUGACCGAGAUAAUCAGGAAGGACUUGGUUAAAGAGACGCCUGAGAGCGUCAAAGCGUACUUGAAUGCUCUUUUUGCUACAUUGCAGGUGGCGAAAAUCAGUGAAGUGAAUCAAACGAUAAAAGGAACACUUGCAAAAAAUGGUGCCCAGCUUGACAUCUCAUGCCCCUUUAUGAAUACUUUUAUUGAUGAGGAAAAGACUAAAGAGAGGCAGACGAUGAUAUCCAUGGCCGCAAUUGGCGCGCAAUGGUCCGGCACUCACAUCUUGCGUGAAAUUGUAACGAGCGAAUUGGCGUUUAUUUCUCCAUCAAACCCAAUCGCUGCCAGAGCUUCGAUAGCUAAGAGUAUGGCGAAAAUAAUUAGUGGAGGCACACACAAAGCGUUGAACGAAUUAAGGCCAACAGCGACCGUGGAAACAUGCUGA